AUGAGUGAAGAAUUAAAAAAUAUUGAAAAAGAGUAUAAAAAUUUUUAUGAAAAAAUUGAAUAUAUAGAUGAAAAUACAAUUUAUAUGCAUAUUAAAAUAGACGAUAAUAAAGAUAAAAUUUCAAAUUUAAAAGAUAAUUAUUUGAAUCUUUAUAUUAAAUUUCACUCUAAUUAUUUUGAAGUGUUGAAUGAAAAUCUAAAUGGAGAAAAAAAAUUUGAUUGCAUGGAACAAAUUUUUAAUACAUUUUGCCCUUUUACAUUUAAAAAGUAUAUUAUUAAAAAUAUUAAACAUAAACUGAAUUCAGAUUUAUAA
This is a messenger RNA of Plasmodium gallinaceum, 312 nucleotides long. RefSeq names its product conserved Plasmodium protein, unknown function. The coding region runs from base 1 to 312 and encodes 103 amino acids. The transcript has a single exon. Lineage: Eukaryota; Apicomplexa; Aconoidasida; Haemosporida; Plasmodiidae. The record is from RefSeq and is a predicted model, not a curated record.